This is a messenger RNA of Umbelopsis ramanniana AG, 1105 nucleotides long. RefSeq lists its product as uncharacterized. The record is from RefSeq and is a predicted model, not a curated record. The coding region runs from base 33 to 986 and encodes 317 amino acids. NCBI's taxonomy places the organism in Eukaryota, Fungi, Mucoromycota, Umbelopsidomycetes, Umbelopsidales, Umbelopsidaceae. The transcript has a single exon.
CUUCAUCACACCUUUCCCGGCAAAUCAAUACUAUGUCAAAUAACAUUCAACCCACUACCAGCAACACAAAGAUUCUCGUCACCGGGGCAGCAGGAAAUAUCGGAGGUAUCGGUCCCAACAUCAUUGAAACAUUACUUUCGCAAGGAUAUUCUGUUCGCGCUUUUGUGCGGAGACAAGACAAGCGAUCAGACGCCUUGCAAGCCAAGGGCGCUGAGAUCUUCGUUGGAGACCUUACAAAAUCCAUAGAUGUCCUUAAAGCUGUUGAAGGCUGCACUCGCAUCUACUUUGGCAUGAGCUUAUCCGAGUAUUAUCUGGAAGCGUCGCUCAUCAUGGCAGCCGUAGCACGAGAACAGGGCAAUAUCGAAGUGCUGGUCAAUAUCUCACAAAUGACUGUAUCCCAAAUGAGCUUAUCUAAAAUGACAAAUUCACGACAGCAACGACUGCAUUAUCUGUCUGAGCAAGCCUUCAACUGGUCUGGGUUACCCGUAGUACACCUUCGACCUACCGUCUUUAUGGAUAGUCCAUUCUUUAAUCGCUGGGCUGCAAACUCUAUCAUUCAAAGUUCUGAGCUCCGCCUACCGUUUGGCAAAAGUCGAAGCUCACCCAUUGCUGCAAAAGACGUUGCUGCAGUAGCUUCCGUUAUACUUGCGAAUCCAUCAGAUCACAUCGGAAAGAUAUACGAUCUUACUGGCCCAGUCUCACAAGAUUUCCAAGCCAUCGCUGGAGCCUAUUCUGAAGCACUUGAGAAGGAUAUUAAGUAUGUCGAUGUACCAUUUGAUGAAUGGAUCGAACAAGUCCUUGGUAGUACUAGGCUGCCGGCUCAUACAUCAAACCAUCUUCGUGAGAUGGCUCGUUUGCAUUCCGAAAAUCGGUACGAUCGACAGACGGAUUUGGUCAAGAAAAUUACAGGGCGGGAACCAACCACUCUUCAAAUGUUUGUAAGAGAACGUCCUCAAGUGUUUCAAAAUACUGGAGCACGACUUUAGGAUGGUCAAUCCGUCUUUAGGUUAUCGCUGCUGUUCCGCAAUUUAUAUAGAGAUAUUAGUUUGUACUGGAUCAUGCGAUGGCCAUUGUAAAAAAAUAAAGCUGAAGUGCUCAAUAUCUU